Fusarium redolens is the source of this 1543-nucleotide messenger RNA. RefSeq names its product Rieske [2Fe-2S] iron-sulfur domain-containing protein. The coding region runs from base 123 to 1439 and encodes 438 amino acids. Lineage: Eukaryota; Fungi; Ascomycota; Sordariomycetes; Hypocreales; Nectriaceae. The record is from RefSeq and is a predicted model, not a curated record. Gene Ontology annotation, molecular function: iron ion binding; 2 iron, 2 sulfur cluster binding. The transcript is spliced from 2 exons.
AUCACAUGAAGUCAGCCACUUAGAAUAGUCUCCAACCAUAUUCAUAAAGGCCCUUCCUCAUGACUCGUUUGUGCAAUAAGGGCAAUUGCUUCAACCAUUAACCUUGUCUAAUAUUUGCAACCAUGUCUCUUUCUAUUUUAUCAUCUUUCAUCCACUAUCUCUUCUCAGCCGCAGGUCUCGCUGCGCUUGUAUCCUUGCUAGCAAGGUAUCUCUCAUCAUCCCGGCCACUAAGGGAAUCUGUCCCCGCAUUCCUUCAAGACACCACAUCUACAGCACGAGCUUUGCCUGCUUCUUGGUAUAGAUCCCAAGAAGUAUACGAACUUGAAAGACGUGCCAUAUUUGCCAAGAAAUGGAUCCUCACAACCCACAAAUUGAGAUUCACUGAACCAGGCUCAUGGGUCAAGUUUGAACAGGCAGGUUUCCAGUUCUUCCUGGCGAAGAACAAGCAAGGACAGAUCAAUGGAUUUCACAACAUAUGUAGACAUCGGGCGUUUCCUAUCAUGACCGAAGACAAGGGAAAGUCAAGCAUUCUGUCUUGUAAAUAUCAUGGCUGGUCAUAUGGUCUCAAUGGCCAACUCGCCAAGGCACCGGGAUAUGAUGACAUGAAGGGCUUCGAUAAGACAAAGAAUGGCCUACUGCCUAUCCACGUUCAUGUUGAUGCCAAAGGCUUCGUCUGGGUCAACCUCGAUUCCUCAAAGACGCCUGAGGACUUCUCAACAGAGUUCAAGAACAUCGACCAAAUGGCAAGACAUGAAGGGUUCAAUUUCGAGGACUACAAUUUCGAUCAUACCUGGGGAAUGAGCGGCGAUUACAACUGGAAGACCUUGGCUGAUAACUAUAACGAAUGUUACCACUGCAAGACUGCCCAUCCCGAUGCAGCUGAUGUUGCAGACCUGUCAGCUUACAGAGUUGAUACCAAAGGCGGCAACAUUGAGCACUUUGCCAAUACAAAACCCGAGAUGAAGGAAAAAGGCCUCAAGAUCGUGAGCAAUUACUACUUUCCCAACGCUUGCAUGACUGUCUCUCCCAACUUCUUUUACAUGAUGCGAUGCGUUCCAACUUCCCCCGGCCACUGCUCCAUGGAAUACGAAGUCUACCGACACAAGAACGCCACUGACGAAGGUUUCCAGACCAUCGACGCGAUGUUCAAGAGGAUCUUGGCCGAGGAUAAGUGGCUCUGCAAUAACGCGCAGAAAAACCUCAACGCUGGCGUGUUUGUUAAUGGUGAGAUGCAUCCUAAGAUGGAACAGGGUCCUCUUUACUUUCAGCAUCGCGUUAGAGGUAUUUUGAACGAACAUUAUCGGUUGGAGAAGGCUGUUGGGAAGGAGAUUAACCCAGCGCAGCAUGUUCCGUCGGAUGCUUCUCGUGGGACGGAAAAUGAUAUGCGCUUCUGCUCGGGUUUGGCUUGUGGAAACGAUGCUGAACACCUGGCUUGGUAGACAAGGAGCAGCAACUUAAUGGCCAUCUAGCAAAGUGAUUAUGGUACUGGGACGACUUCACGGGUACAAAGAAAGGAUCCAGAAGAUCGAAUGUGAGACAAAUU